Molecule: messenger RNA, 2980 nt
Organism: Exophiala dermatitidis NIH/UT8656
Lineage: Eukaryota; Fungi; Ascomycota; Eurotiomycetes; Chaetothyriales; Herpotrichiellaceae
Product: SIR2 family histone deacetylase (Hst4)
Exons: 1
Coding region: 479-2287 (602 amino acids)
Biological process (GO): replication-born double-strand break repair via sister chromatid exchange; negative regulation of transcription by RNA polymerase II; pericentric heterochromatin formation
Cellular component (GO): mating-type region heterochromatin
Molecular function (GO): histone deacetylase activity, NAD-dependent; NAD+ binding
Source: RefSeq, a predicted model, not a curated record
GCUUUGUUUAUGCAUCUCGUCCGGGCGUCGGCCGCCUGUGUCUGCACUGCAGGGGGAUUCCUGGGACUUCUGCAAGGCCCGAAGCCUCCGUCCUCGUCUCCAGCUCCAUCUUUCUUCCCGUUCUCGCAGCCGCUGACGAUUCCUCGCACUGCACCACUCAAGUCAAUCAAUCACCUGUUCUUCCCACUCUUCCUGUCACCCACUGCUUUCGCCGAUUUGGCCUAAUUAGUACAGCCUCACUUCAAUUUGAGCUCGUGCUUCCCUCUCUUCAUCACUACUACCACUGCCCUUUUGCGCUAUUCUCCAGUGCGCUGCGCUCUCGAGUCUAAUGCUCCCUUGUCCUUGAGCCGCAGAGUGAACCGCUUCUCAACUUGAACAAGAGGAAAUUGACAGCAGCUGCGAGAGUAGCUUCUCCUUCAACCACACCGCGCGAAAGAUGCUAUAGACUGCCUAGUCACCACGAGAUACCACAGCAAUCAUGAACGCCGACGACAUUUCCGACAUCUCCUCCCCGCUGAGCUCGAUUCCAAGUUCUCCCUUGAGUUCACCUCCCAGCUCCCCAGUUUUACCUCCUAGCUGGCACACACUUACGCCCCCACCGUCGCAACAUGCAGGCGACGACAUGCCUCCCGCUCGCAAGCGCAGGAAGAUUGAGCCCAGAGUGCGCACAACUCAGCACUUAGACCUUACUUCGGACACUGCGCAGUCUGAAUACGACCGAUCAGAAGCUUUAGACACUCUCCUCAAAGCUUUGCGCAACAGGAGGAAGAUUGUGGUUAUUGCAGGGGCCGGCAUUUCUGUUUCAGCAGGCAUCCCCGAUUUCAGGUCAUCGCAUGGACUUUUUAAAAGCCUCAGGGGUGAGCACAAACUGAAGAGUUCUGGCAAAAUGCUCUUCGAUGCCUCUGUCUACAAAGAUGAUCAUUCUACGUCCAAUUUCCACGACAUGGUGCGCAAGCUUUCGAAGAUGGCCGAAAACGCCAAGCCUUCGCUUUUCCACCGUUUCCUUGCGAGGCUUUCGGUUGAGGGACGUUUGUUGCGCCUGUACACUCAGAAUGUCGACGGUCUGGAAAGCUCUCUUCCUCCUCUGGCCACGCAAGUACCCCUCAGUCAUAAAGCGCCAUGGCCGCAGACUAUUCAAUUACAUGGAGGCCUGGAAAAGAUGAUGUGCCAAAAAUGUAGACACAUUUCCGACUUCCAAGCACACCUUUUCGACGGUCCAAACCCCCCAUUAUGUCCACAAUGUGUUGCGGCCGAUACGCUAAGAACCACGCAUGCAGGGAAGCGAAGCCACGGCGUUGGGCGAUUGCGACCAAGAAUCGUUCUCUACAACGAACAUAAUCCUGACAGCGAGGCCAUUGGCGCUGUUACCAGAGCUGACUUUCGAACGAGACCGGAUGCUGUAAUUGUAGUUGGAACCAGCAUGAAGAUUCCAGCCGUGCGACGGAUUGUCCACGAGAUGUGUCAGAUUGUCAGAGACAGGCGGGAAGGUACGACGAUAUGGAUCAACCGCGACCCGGUUCCCCCGGGCAAAGACCUGGAAAACUGCUGGGAUUUGAUUGUCAAGGGAGACUGCGAUGAAGUGGCUCAAUUAGCAGGCUUGAAAGAAUGGGACGACACCAGCGCCGAUGUGGCCGAGCCGUACACUGAAGCGGAUCUGGAGAAAGUCAAAUCGAGUCAAGGAGAGAUCAAAGUGGUCAUACCGAAACCGGAAAAUCAAGAAGCCAAGUCGUCCCAACGGUUGUUACCUGCAGCUGUGCUGCACACCAUGACUCCGCCACACAGUCAGAACGGAGACGAGCAGAAGAAAUCUGCGACAAAGCAAUCUUCCGGUUCCACACCCGUCAGAAUAAGAUUGACGGUAGGCGACAGGAGCAAGGAGAGCGCACAGGUGAAGAACGCCGCAAGUUCUGGAAGAUCCAUCGCGGAUGUUCUGGGGAAAGAGAACAAGAGCAAAUCCACCAAGUCCAAGACCUCGCUCAACAAGGCGGCGAAAGUCACCAAGAUCAGGGCACAAGGAAAACCACGCUCCCAGGCUCUUAUCACGGGGCGAAUCACGAAAGCCGUCGCUUCAGAUCCAGUGGCAUACAAAAAGUCUCUGCCGGAGCCAUUGUCGCCUCGACGCGAUUCGAACGAGACUGUCAUUCCGCCCCCGAAAUCCGAAUACUCGAGUGUCGAAGGCACCCCUGUGCCGCAGACGCCACCUUCUCUAGGCGAAGACUGGGCCAAGCCGACAACCGUCUCUCCCUCAGGAAGGAUACCUUCUGAUAUGGUCCGGUUACUGAACUGAGAGUUGCCAUAGGAAAGGAAUUUGCAUUGGCAUAGAUCAUCAACCAAUUGAGAUUAUCAUCGCAGCUAGGGCGAUACAAAGCGAGGAUGCAAGAAAGCGAGUUAUUUCUCCUCGUCUACCCUUGAAGCAGGCUCUUUUUCCCCGGGUCAUUUACGAUAGCACCCAGUGUGACUGUCUUUGGGGACGCUGUGGGUAAUAAAGCCACUCGACGACUUUCUUGAACUGUAUCCUUGGGUCAAAUGCUUCCAAGGGCGGAUCAGACACGGCGGAUGAUGGUGCCGAAACAGAGGGCGGUCAUCGUGAUCUUGCCUCUACUUGAUUUUCUUGCAUGGAGUUACAGGAGUGACGACAGAGAGGAUUCUCUGUGACAGGUGCAGACUUUAGAUACCGCACCUUCAUACACAUAGGGUACGGUAGUAUGUCACUAUGUAUCCAUGACUGAAAUGGCGCGUGGUUUUGCGCACAGAUGCCUUGUUUCCAAAUGGCUUCGGAUGGCGACAUAGCCAUGAAAAUGUCUAAAAUAGUGACUUGAUAGGUGAUGAGUACUCGGUGUAGUAAUAAAUCAAGUACUCUGGCUGCCUCGUGUGGUUAGAUGAUAUGAGGUAAGGUAGGAAUGUACUGUAUCAUUUAAAGUUUAUAUUCGAGGAAACUUGGACAGCAGAAAAGGGAAGGACUACACGCGCAUAUGAGCAU